AUGGAACAAAGCGGAAAUCAGAUCGACAUGGACAUCACAGCCAUGGAAGAACAGGCUGAUUUAAAUAAGUAUCGCAUUGUCGUCGGCACACAGACACUGGGAGCCGUAAGCCGGUAUCUAAAAUCCUACUCAAUCGAGUACGCGAUCGUUCACCCGCACUUUGACAAGCCCAAGAAAUCGAAUGAUAUAGCACUGAUCUUCACGGAGAGCAGCAUUCAGUUCAACAUCCACGUCAAAGCCAUUGAUCUCCAGGGCUCACCCCUGCCCAGGGAUACGCUCGUGAUGCACACGGGCUGGGCAUGGCGGAAGGGAGAGGAUGAGAACAAGAUGCGUGCCGUCUAUCACAGGGUCAUUCCAUACAAGAUCUGUUUGACUCACUUCGACAAGAAGGUUCGGAAUCCCAUUGAGCCCGGUCACUUGUGCUUGAAUGUGCCCAAGGACAGUGAUUUUUGCCUCAAGGAAACUGGCGGUCUUCUGGUGCACAACAGAAGACUAGCGGGUCUCAGUAGCUUCGGUACUCCCUGCGCCACUGGCGAGCCUUUUAUGGGCACGCGAAUCUCUUUCUACUUUGACUUUAUACGAACCACGAUGAAGGGAUGUAUUCGAUGCGAGAAAAACACACAUUUCGAAGAACGGUUCUUUGAUUUGUAG
This is a messenger RNA of Drosophila miranda, 651 nucleotides long. RefSeq names its product chymotrypsin-1-like. The coding region runs from base 1 to 651 and encodes 216 amino acids. Gene Ontology annotation, molecular function: serine-type endopeptidase activity. Lineage: Eukaryota; Metazoa; Arthropoda; Insecta; Diptera; Drosophilidae. Gene Ontology annotation, biological process: proteolysis. The record is from RefSeq and is a predicted model, not a curated record. The transcript is spliced from 2 exons.